GGUGGCGUGCCCCUUGAUGAAGGAUCACAAGGACUGGAAGUUCGAACUGAUACGUGAUUGCACAAGACAUGUCUUGACCAGCCCCUGUAAAGAAAAUACAGGCAUCUUUCGGAGCAGAGCUGUCUGCUUUUGCCCCGCGCUUCAGCUCAGCAGAUCUGCAUGGCUGUACCGGAGUGCUUCCCUGCAUUGCCUGCAGUGAGGAGGUCAUUAAAUGACUAGAGUAUUGCUGCUCUGGAAAGCGUAUGCUGAUCGAGGGGGCUAUCAAAUGGCAGAGGAAGGAUAGCGUAUCCGAGGAAGACAACUCCCUGUGAACUGUAGGACAGUUCAUCUUGAGAAGAGGAAGGACGCAUUGUGAAUGCAUGCGGCUGGUCCACAGUCGCACGCUAGUGCAGGACUAUUUCUGGAAACGAGGCAGGAUUUGUUGGAGCUGGCUAUCAGUUAGUUUGUAAUUCUUCAUCGUCAGACUUGUGCAGGUACUCACAUUACUUUGCAUUUGGAGCCAUCUGCUGCCUUUGCUGGGACAUGGCAGACAAAGACGAAUAUGAUUCGGAGGACGAUUCGGAUUUUGAACCUGGAGAAGAGGGGAACACGGAGGGUAAAUCAACCGUGGUGAAAUCCAGCAGUAGAUCGCGUGUUAAAAGUCUGAGCCGCAGAGAUACGGAGGGUGCGGUGCAUGCACAGGAUCGGAGUCAACCUUCGGAACCCUUGGCUGACCUGAAGGCCACUGCGAAGAAGGCCAAAAUUAAUGCGAUAUGGGAGCAGCUCAAUGCAUCCACAAAGAAACCGCCAGACUCGCGGAGGAUGGCUGGGCUGGGAAGCAUCAUGGUGCCUGUAACAACACGGGCGACAACAGGAGGGUCAUGGCCGCCGUCUCAUCCCUCUGAGCGGGAACGAUCUUCCACCAGUGGCUCGAAGGCUGGCAAAGCUGAUGAUAAUGUUGAGGUGGUAAAUGGCCGAUCCCAGCAAAGUGAUCUGCAGGACGGCAGGAAGCCGAGGCAGCAGGACAAGCAAGAAGCUGUCGGGGCGGGGAAGGAGCCAGUCAAAGCUUCUUCCUUGGAAGUUGCCGCAUCGGCCCUGGCGGCCGCCAAAACAGCAUUAGCUCUGCCUGAUGCUGCUACGAAGGAGGGAAAGGUUCAGGUCAGAGAGGUUUGUGAUUUUGCGGGUGAGCAGGUAGUGAUUAGCAGGAUGGUAGACCCAAAGUCAGCGGCGACAGUGAAGCGGAAAGCUGGGUCGGAGUCUACGUCGCAGCUGGAUGCCUUGCUUCAGUCUAUAGAGAAGAAAAAGAAGUUGAACAUACUAGACAAGUCAAGAAAAGAUUGGGGCGAGUUUAAGGAUGACAAAGGGUUGGUUGAGGACUUGGAAAACUACAAGAAGAGCGGCGACAAGUAUUUGGAUAAGGUGGCAUUCUUGAACAGGACCGAGUUGAGGGAGUUCGAGAUUGAGCGGGAUAUGAGGAUGUCAGCGAGGAGGCGUUCUGAUGUGUCCUCGUCGAAACAGGAUUAGUUGAUAGCUUGCCCUGGCUUGCAGCCCACCUAGUCGUAGUGGUCCCAAACACUGCCACGCAAUCCCAUCCCAUGUUUGUUCAGAACGCCAAGCAUUGGGGGCAGGUGCCCUGAUGAUGAACAGAUGACCGGUCAGCGCUGUUUUGAUUGACUGACAUGUACAAUAUAUGGGCGCCGUUGCAUCUGGCUGUUAUAUACAACGUCUGGGAAUGGCUGUAUGUUGGGGCAGUACAAUAUAUGGGGCGCGGUUGUAUCUGGCUGUUAUAAACAAUGUCUGGGGAUGGCCGUAUGUUGGGGCAGCACAGCGUACGGGAUAUCAUGGAUGGUCUGGUAUCAUUGAAGAAUUGAAGAAACAAAGGAAUGUCUUUGGCUGCCGAAUUGUUAAUGGUGGUGUAGUGUUACGGCAGGAAGUGCAGACUCCAUGCUCCCAGUAGAUGCGCAUACUGAUGAUGAUCACGUAAAACUGUAAAAACUGACAAUUUUUUUUAUUUUAUUUUAUUUUUUCCGAAAGCGGAGGAGGCUGGGUGGCGAGGGGACGAUUGCCUGGAUGAUAUUGGCAGUCUGUUCUUCCUGGGUUUGUAUGCAAAAUGUGGGGCCACCAAAUUCUUUUUCCGUGCUGUCUGGAAAGUAGGUGCAGUGUGUCGGGAAGUCAAUUACAAGAACCACAGGCAAAUGUGCAUAAUUUCUUCUAUUUGUGAAGAUGUCAGUCAACAUAUGUAUGUGCAUCAUUUUGUCU
Messenger RNA from Chara braunii, 2238 nucleotides. The record is from the annotation of a GenBank genome assembly. Lineage: Eukaryota; Viridiplantae; Streptophyta; Charophyceae; Charales; Characeae.